AUGUCGGCUUGUCUAAGCAGCGGCGGCGGAGGAGCCGCCGCAUAUAGCUUCGAUUUAGAAAAGGUGAAAUCGCCACCGUCAAGCUCAACCACGACGAGAGCUACUUCGCCGUCAUCAACACUGUCCGAAUCUUCCAAUUCGCCACUCGCAAUCUCAACGAGAAAGCCACGAACGCCGCGUAAACGGCCAAACCAGACUUACAAUGAAGCGGCGGCUCUUCUCUCCACCGCUUACCCCAACCUCUUCCCUUCCUCCUCAAGCAACAACUUGUACGCUAAGAAGAAAUCUCACUCGAAUUCUCAGUUCUAUGUCAAAUCUCCUCUUCUCAGUGAUAACGACGAAGCUUCUGAGCUGCUUCUUCCAUUUGAAUCAAUCGAGGAUCCAGAUUUUCUGUUUCAUCCGACGAUUCAAGCGAAAUCGGAUUUCUUCUUCGAUCAGAAGGAGGUGAAUUCCGGAGGGAGUACUAAUAGCGGCGGGGGAGGAGAAAUCGACGAAUCGGAGGUGAAUCAGUUUGAUUUUUCCGACGAAUUCGAUGCGGAGUCGAUUCUGGAUGAAGAAAUUGGAGGAGGAAUCGAUAGUAUAAUGGGGAGUCUCGAAUCCAAUUCGGGGGACAAUCUCGGAGCUAGAAUCAAUCGUAGUCACCGAAUUGCCCGAUUAGAGCAGAUUGUGAUGAUGAAUCCAUGGAAUCGAAGCUCGAAGGGAUUCAAUCUCGCCGGAAAAUAUCCGUUGGGAUUAGGAUUGAGAAGCGCUCUCCGAGGAAACAACGACGCAAACUGCUUGAGAUUUCACACCGUAGAUUUCGAACAGAUCUCGCCGCGAAUCCAAACCCCCACACCCGCCACAGCAAUCGCCACCAUAGCUGACGGUAAAAAGCCGAUCGGGGAGAAGAGCAAGAAGACGAAGAAGAAGAAGAAAGUGGCGGCGACGGCGCCAUUGACGGAAUCGAAGAGCUCCGAAUCGAGCAAAGAAGAUAAGGAGGAGAGAUCAAGUCCGAUGCUGAAGCUGAACUACGACGGCGUUUUAAAUGCUUGGUCAGAUAAAGCGUCGCCGUUCACCGACGAGAUUCUGGGCUCGGAAACUACCGGAGCCGACGUCAAUGCCAGAUUAGGUCAGAUAGAUUUGUUCGGAGACAGUGGAAUGAGAGAAGCAAGUGUGAUGAGGUACAGAGAGAAACGUCGAACAAGACUCUUUUCCAAGAAAAUUCGAUACCAAGUUCGCAAACUCAACGCAGACCAACGUCCUCGAAUGAAGGGACGAUUCGUGAGAAGGCCCAAUGCGAGCACUCCAAGUGGAGAAAGAUAA
Molecule: messenger RNA, 1302 nt
Organism: Microthlaspi erraticum
Lineage: Eukaryota; Viridiplantae; Streptophyta; Magnoliopsida; Brassicales; Brassicaceae
Source: the annotation of a GenBank genome assembly